ACCGUCACAGCGAUAAAACUGUCCAGUCGUCAGGUGACCCAAUCAUGAUGCUGAUGACAUCAGUAAUCGGUCCCAGUAGGUGUCGACUCGCUCUGCCACUUGCAUCUCGGCACGAGAUUUUCAGAGCUCUCAUGACCAAGUUGGAAUCUGCGACGCACGCACUGAAGUCUUCUUCCCACCCAACGGAAAACUUUCAGGAUCUGUUCUCGUGCAUAGUAUCGUGACCAUUCGGAAGUAUUAUGGGGCUCUUUUCUUGCGUGAGCCGGCCCGCCUUCGUAGGUCGUGACGGGUCAAGUGCGCUGGAUAUAAAUUCCGCCCGGACUAUGGACAGUGGAUAAUGUAUCUCCGUCUUCCUCUCGUCGCUCUUCUCCUGGCACCAGUUGCUCGCGCGCUGACCUAUCACGGUGCUGACAUCUCGUCACUCAUCAAUCUUGAGAAGAGCGGGACGACUUACCACGACUCUGCUACAUCUUCGACCAAGCUAGAGACCAUCCUCGCUGCUCAUGGCGCCAAUCUUGCGCGUAUACGCAUCUGGACGAGCACCAACGACGCGGACUACAGUCUCAACUACGGUUUGGCGUUGGCGAAGAGAGCGGUCGCAGCUAAGAUGACGCUGCUGAUUGAUCUGCACUACAGUGAUACAUGGGCCGACGAGGGACAUCAAGCGAUCCCUUCUAGCUGGCCGACCACGCUUUCUGGACUGAACACCCAGAUAUACACCUACACGAAGAGCGUUGUAGCCGCCUUCUCCGCCCAGGGGACCCCUAUCCAAUACCUGCAGAUAGGAAACGAGAUCAACGAUGGCCUGCUCUGGCCUGUCGGACGGAUCUCGGUGAAUGGAUAUUCUCCGGCAUCUCAGCUGCUACAUUCGGCUGCUAACGGGGCCCAUGACGCCCUUUCGUCCGUCAAGGCCGUCGUCCACAUUGCCAACGGGUGGGAUGCCUCUGGCGUCAGCUCCUUCUUCAACAACAUCUUCAUCGCAGGCCAGCUCUCGCUCAGCGAUGUCAACGCCUUUGGAUUCUCUUUCUACCCGUUCUAUGGUACUGGUGCCACGCUUGCUCAUCUCCAGUCUUCGCUAUCGGCAGUAGUCUCAAAGUUCGGCAAAGAUGUGAUGGUUGUUGAGACGAACUGGCCCGUGACGUGCUCUGGUGUCUCGCUCAGCGAGCCGUCGGUCGCGAUCUCCACCUCUGGUCAAGAAACAUGGGUAAAGGAUAUCCGCAACGUCUUGUCUGGUCUCUCCGGCGGUCACGGCAUCGGCAUCGUCUACUGGGAGCCUGGCUGGAUUGGCAACGCUGGUAAGCGAUUCAUCCGCAGAACAUCGGAACCCUUCUCAUCCCUCGUGUCUAAGCUCUUGGGUCCUCUUGUGCGGUACGACAAUCUACUGGUCGACGGAUCCGGCAACACGCGAACGUCCAUCGCCAUGUUCUCUGCCGAUAUGUAGUAGAGUCCAAGCACACAUAUACCCACCCAAAAAUGAAAACAUGUAUUGUAAUCACAACCGACGGGCAAUGUUAACCAGGGCUCGUUUGAGAAGCCUCGAAUGCCGAUGAAUGCCGAUGCGCAGUUGAUUGUUGCUCGUCCGAUUCUGUCGCUUGUUCGCUUGAGCCAUGCGCCCCAUUAAGGAUUGCAAGCAGUCCUGGGCACUGGGCAGUCAAGCACAGAUGUCUUGGGACCGGUCAUCCGAAUCCGACGGGGUUCGCAGAGAAGUCAUGGAAUUGAUGCGAGGAUAUGAAUUAGCCUAGCAAUUACGUUCUUUCUGUUAUAAUGGAUCCCCAUUUCGUUCGGAUUGAAGCAUGUUACAUUCCGGUGCAUUCUUGUCGGCGAACAGGCAUACAUAUGUGUCAAAGGAUGUGUGUCACCCGUGGCUGUGUGAUAAGAUCAUCAGGCUCCCAAUGCCGAUGCCAGGAAGCUCGCGCGUUUCAGCCCUGUGAGUCAAGUGUUCGACAAUUUUGGCUCUUGGGUAAAUGAAAACGCGUUUAUCCUAUAAUUCGGACCCGGAAAUAUCAACCACGAAUAAUAACCGUGACUGUCCAGAGUAUCACACGUGACCGCGUGCACGAUCGUUCACUCUUGGCCUCCAUCAACCACCACAUCCCUACCUCAUCCUACCAUCCAUGCCCAUGCCUAUCACACGCUCCCCGAACUCGUCGUCCUCGUCUGCCGAUAUCAUUUUUGUUGACAGUGGCAGGAAGCGCUCUCCCAAAAAGAAAUCUCCGCCAUCCAAGGACACGCCAGGGCCGCAUCACGACAUCAUCGAAAUCUCGUCGGAUGAAGACGAAGAACCUGUUGCACCGCGAUCCCGGAAGGCGGCAGCCACAUCAGAGAGCGCAAGGUUGCGGAAAAGAGUGCACGAGCUUGAACGGGAGAACGCUCGAAUCAGAAGAGAGAAUGAGCAAGUUAAGAAAGACCAAGAGACAGCCCUCAAGAAGGCCAAUGUCUGCAAACUACCGCAGAGCUGGAAGAGCAAGUGACAUGCGAAGUCUGCGCCUCGAAAAUGUGGUCGCCGUUCAUCCUCCCCGAUUGCGGCCACACUUUCUGUCAGCGGGAUCUGGAGGCCUGGUUUGCCACCGCCCUGAAUCAUCACCUACAAAAGUACCCGCACUACCAGAUGCAGAUGGGCUACCCGUAUGGGAUGCGCGGUGGUGCAUACCAACAACCGUCUCCGCAGUACGUGUGCCCCAAAUGCCGCACAGCAGUGCGAUCGCGCCCCAUCCAGAACUUUGCAAUGAAGAACAUUGUUCGCACCGUUGCGAGUCAAAUCGGCGAGAGCAGUCCAAAGCGCCCGACGGGCAGCGCUACCGACCAUGUUUGGGAUAGAUUUUUCCCACCACGAGCAUGAGAACGAGCACACAGUGCGCAGGUCACAGUGCAGUACAUAGUUUAAUACGGCUUGAACCUCCUCGAUGCUUUGAGUUUCUCGACCUUC
Messenger RNA from Mycena citricolor, 2926 nucleotides. Lineage: Eukaryota; Fungi; Basidiomycota; Agaricomycetes; Agaricales; Mycenaceae. The record is from the annotation of a GenBank genome assembly.